AUGAAGUAUUCCAAUAAUGAUGAGACGAUGGCAAAAAUAUCACACGCUACCCAGACUCAGUGGUCUAUCAAGUCUGCAAUUUUCCAGAAGAGUGCUGGUAAGGAUGGUAACAACUGCAAACUCUCCCAGAGCCAGUGUCUAACCUUUGUGAAUACAGAACUCGCUGUAUUCACCAAGAAUAAGAAGGAUCCCAGGACCCUUGCCUUCAUGAUGAAGAAACUGGACCUCAGUUCUGAUGGGCGGCUGGAUUUUCAAGAAUUUUUGAAUCUUAUUGGCAGCCUGGCCAUAGUUUGCCAUGACUCCUUUAUGAAGUCCAUUUGUUACAGAAGUAAAUCUGAGGAGCCCUUGGGCCUGGCCUCCAGACACCCCCACAUUUCCUCCUGGCCUCCCUAUCAUCAUCCUUCCUCAAAGCCCACCAGGCAAUAA
Talpa occidentalis (Iberian mole) is the source of this 426-nucleotide messenger RNA. RefSeq names its product protein S100-A11-like. The record is from RefSeq and is a predicted model, not a curated record. Lineage: Eukaryota; Metazoa; Chordata; Mammalia; Eulipotyphla; Talpidae. Gene Ontology annotation, molecular function: calcium ion binding. Gene Ontology annotation, cellular component: cytoplasm.